This is a messenger RNA of Arctia plantaginis, 252 nucleotides long. Lineage: Eukaryota; Metazoa; Arthropoda; Insecta; Lepidoptera; Erebidae. The record is from the annotation of a GenBank genome assembly.
AUGACACAUAAAACCAACAAAAAAAAAUACAAUUUUCAUAAAUUUUUGUAUAAAAUUUGUAAAAUAUCACAAUGCCAGUCCGUAAUUGCUGUCAAUGCUGCCACGGCCAGUUGUCAGGACCCUGCUGCGGUGGAGCGUGUUCCAGAAGAAUUGAUUGCGGGACUGGACCAUGCUGUGUGCACCAAGCGGGUUGCUGUAGCGCACCAUGCUGUGGAGGAGGCGGCUGCUUACACGGAGCCCGUUGUGGAGUAG